This is a messenger RNA of Protopterus annectens (West African lungfish), 3098 nucleotides long. RefSeq lists its product as uncharacterized. Lineage: Eukaryota; Metazoa; Chordata; Ceratodontiformes; Protopteridae. The transcript has 5 exons. The record is from RefSeq and is a predicted model, not a curated record. The coding region runs from base 283 to 2142 and encodes 619 amino acids.
UGCAUAUAGUAAAACAUUAAUCAUACAGUUCUGUAAGCGUUAAGUAUAAUUUGUAUAUAUAUCUAUCUAUAUAUUGUUUGUUUUAGUAUCAAGAACACUAAUAGCUACGCUUGGUGUGGCGAGGGGCAGGUAGUUGAACUGCAUCGAUGGAACACUAGAGGGAAGAUUACAAGUGAUGACAUGUAUUUUGGAAAUGAGACUUCUGUUUGAAAAGACUAACUGUCUGACACUACAGAAAGAAGAAAUAACUUUCCUGGAUUAACAGAAACAGUUGCUGCAGAAAUGGAAUUUGAAGUUGGAGCAGAAGUUGAGGUGAAAGAAGAAAUUUCUCUGGAGGGACACUGUCUCAUACUGGAAGCCAUUACGACAGAAAUGGAUUUUGAAGUUGGAGCAGAACUUGAGCUGAAAGAAGACAUUGCAGAGGAACAUGAACUCAUAUUGGAGAAUAAUCCAAAUUAUUUCAGCUGGGAUUCAGUAGUCUCAGAUGAGUCAAGCUAUGAGGAUGAAACUCCAUAUGAAUACUUCUCUACUGAUUCCUCGGAUAUGCAGAACUUUGAUGACCCCAGACAGAACUCAACUAGCAAGAACAAAAAGAAAUAUACUUACAAAAAUAAAAAGAAGUAUGGGUUCAAACCUGAGUACAAGAUUAGGUGCGCACGGAGGCAGGAAACAAAAGUUGCACAAUGUCACUUCUGUGGAAGGAAUUGUGUCUGCAUAGAAUACUUAAAUAUGCACCUGGAAGGGUAUCACGCUAUUGUUCGAGUCCCUGUGAAGUGCCCUUGUGGUGUUCAGCUGGACACGUUGAACAGCAUCAACAGUCACUUUGCAUCUUGCAGAAUGAUGUCAUUUGGCUGUGCGUGGUGUGAGCAAUCCUUCCACUCGCUCUCAGAACUCAACGUGCACUGGAAUAGCCACAAUCAGCCAGAUCUGUACUCAGAACGUUUUGACUUUGACCUGAAAACAACCCAGCCUCUAUUCAACAUGUUAAACCACCAUUCUCAGCCUUGUAAAUCUCCACAGAAUAAUAAACAGUCCUCACAGCUUCAGAACAACCCGGUACAUGACAAAGGAUGUAAGCUGCCUGCUAUCCAGUCUAAGCAUGUUAACCAGGAUUAUGGAAACAUUAACACAGUUACUGAAAAUCCCGGGUACUUUGGAGUGGACCAAGGCAAAGUUUAUCAAAAGGCAGGUACAUUUAUGCCUAUAGUAACUAGUGUACAGAAGAGUUGUGGGAGUCAAGUAAGUAGACAAAGUGAACUGGAUAGAAAUUUUUUAAUCACAAGAAUAACUUCAGGGGAAAUUUCCAAAUUUUUCCCCGAGGGAAUUUUGCUAACCCCAAAUGAGCUUCCUGUCAAUAGUGAAAGUGACUUGGUACGAUACUGUCCAGUAUGUCAGAUUAAUUUUCUUACUGGUAAAGAUGAACUAGAAUGUGUGUGUAUCUCAUGCUGUGAGCCGCUAGUGGAAGGCUUUUGUUUGUCUGUAAAUGAAGGGAGCCCACCUCCGUGUGAUCAGCAGAGUGAGUAUUCAAGGCAGAACCAAGAAAAUCAGCACUUUGGUCACCUGCCCCAUGAGAAGUCUUUUUUACCUUCUGCAGGCAGUGAGACAUCCUCUGUGCAGGUUGAUACUGAAAUGAAUCUCAAAUUCUACAGUGUGAGGAAACGGUCUGAUUUUGAUGAAAAUACCUGUAGUUUUGAGAAUCAAGCCGACACCCAUUUCAUAUCUGUUGGGUUAUCAGAAGCUGAAAUCAGUGGUUGCAAGAAGGUUCAUUACCAGGGCCAACAUUCUACUGAUGAAAAUUCUGUUUGGACACCAAGGUCUGACUGCUUGCACAAGUUGGAAUCUGAUGUCAUUUGUAAGAACGAGCCAGAAGAUCACGAGGCAUUUAGCACCAAUGUAAACACUUCUUGUAUAGCAGGUUGUCAUUGCCACCCAGAGAGAGAAGAACACAUGAUGUGCAAGACCUGUAAGGCAUCUCUCAGCAAGGGCACCUAUAGACUAAGUCCAUGGUUGAUAACUGUGCAUUUUUGUCAGAAUUGUAAAGGAGCAUGGAGGAAUAAAAAUCUGGAACUACUGACUUUGCAGAAGUCGUUUUGGAAACCUUUGUAUGCGGUAUUUGCGAGGAGGAGUUCUCUGAGAGAGUAAACUGUAUAAGACAUUUGGCCAAUCACUUGAAGAGAACAAAUGCCAAUUCUUACAUAAUAGAUGGCAAGGCAGGAGAGAAAAUAUUCCCGUUUCAGUCAACCACUGAAUGUUCUCCAUCUAUAAGAGAUGAACUGCAGACUUCUGAUAGGGACUUUCCAAAGGCUUGUCAUAAGGAAAUAUUACAAGGCAUUACAGGACAGCAGCUGGCAAAACAUGAAACUGUUAUUUUGGCAGAUGGCAAAGAGAUGUAUGACCCAUGUACAGGUAUUGAUAGUAAACUUUUUAGAGUAUUAACAAAUAAGGAAGGGGUAAAGGUGCAAGCAAGUUAUGUGGUUAAUAAUCCUGAUGUGCCAAACACCAAUAACAUGGAAGAGUUAGAGGAAGUAUUGGCACUUCCAAGAAAAACGGAACUGUGGAUGGGAGCUGCUAAUGUGGAAGAGCAGUAUACACAGAAAGUUCACAGACAGAGGAACGACAGUCAUAAACAGAUUCGCACAAAGGGCAUGCCCGGGCUUCCAUCUUUGAUGAAACAAAAAGGUACAGCGUUUCGAUGGUCAAAAUACAAGAAACAUUCUAAAAAUAGCAUGAUAGGACUUCAGUCUUUGAAAUUAAAAGCUGCAGCAGCUCAACAGCUGAAAUACAAAACAAAGUCUAAGUGCAGGAUAUGCCAGGUUGCUCACAACCAGCUGAUGUCAGAUAGAGGGCCCAAACUUCAUAAGUGUGACUGUGGGAGAGCCUUUAGAAGCUUGCUACACUUAUUACGGCAUCACUUAUUUCACCUUCAGAGCACUGUGUUCAACUGCACAGCAUGUGGACAGUCCCUGAAAGGCUUCAGGAAUCUUGAGAGACAUUCUGAGAGGCAUCAGAAUAUAAUGUAUUUUUGCUGCCCAUGUGGGGAGGAGUUCAGAAGAUUUCCUGGUUAUCUUUGGCAUAAAUUAAAAAUAACUUGUCUACGU